UCUGAGCUGGACGGACUGAAGUCACACACCGGGACGGUUUCCGCAUCACACAGAAGUCAGACGAAAUUGUAAAUCUUAAGGUGGAAACUGAUCUCAAUGAGACCUGGAAGCCUUCUUUUACCGGACUUUAAAUUACAGGACGUUUUAAGUAGAUUAUUUAUUUACUGAUCACGGUUUUUGUAACUUGUUCGACAAGUUUGGUCUGCACUUUGUUACGGAACAAAGGAUAUCAACACCGACCAGUUUUGCUGCGUUUGAUGACGAAUAUUAUUAGAAAAUAGGGCUAAAUUGUGUGUUUAACCCAUGCACUUUGCAUUGAAUAGGCUGAUUUCGGCUGCAUGAGUUGCUCUUUUGUUAUUGUAUUUGCAGAGUGAAGAUAUAUGUUCUUUCUAUAGCAGAGGCAGCAACUUUCUAGUAGCAGGAACCGAUUUAGCAGAGCAUUGAUCGUGUGCUUAGCUUGACCAAUCCGGUUAAAUUUAGUUUACUCAGGAAAAUGAUGCGGAUGCCUAAAGGCGUCUCUCCGGCAUCAGCUCGGCCAGUGGUGGGACUUGCUUGCUCUCAGCAGAAGAUGAAGGUUUUGUCCACCGGAGGAGUGAAGACCGAGUUCUUCAGCACCGGACUGUCCAGCCCUCCGAUGAGCACGGUACCGGCCGGAUAUUUCACCCAGAUCUGCAACACCGCCGUGGCCGAACAAAGAGCCAACAGCCUGUAUUCAACCCCCCACGGACCAGAGGCUAAACCCAUCAGAUCAUCCUCCGGGCGACUGCCGGCUAAGAGGAAGCUGGACCUGGAGGACCCUCUUUACCUGCCAGAGUUCCGAACACCAAAAGGCAAAAGCAGCAUCGCAGCCAGGAUACCAAGUCCAAGGACUCCAAAGUCUCCAGGUGAGCGGACACGGUACGACACCUCCUUGGGCCUGCUGACGAAGAAAUUUGUGGGUCUAAUUGCGGAGUCUCCUGAUGGAGUCCUCGACCUUAACUGGGCCACUGAGGUUUUGGAGGUCCAAAAGAGGCGCAUCUAUGACAUCACGAAUGUCCUGGAGGGAGUUCAGCUCAUACGAAAGAAGUCCAAGAACAACAUUCAGUGGCUGGUUGGAGAUGUAUUUGAGGGUGGUGCAAGUGGAGGAGAGAAGGCUUGCGCCCUAAGGAAAGAGCUCGGAGACCUGGAGAGAGUAGAGCGAUCUCUGGAUGAGCUGAUCCACUCCAGCACAGCUCAGCUCAAACAACUCACAGAAUAUGAAGAUAAUAAGAGAUUGGGCUAUGUGACAUAUCAGGAUAUCCGCUCCAUCGGCAGUCUCAGAGACCAGACAGUUAUUGCCGUUAAGGCUCCGGCUGACACCAAACUGGAGGUGCCAGACACGGCAGGGCAGGGGUCGUUACAGAUCUAUUUAAAGAGUAAGAAUGGCCCUAUUGAAGUCUACCUGUGUCCAGAAGAGGGUCUCGAAGAUGCUAGCCCGGUUAAAAGUGCUGUCACCCCUAAAAAGGAGUUCCCUCAACCACUCGGCCCUCCAUCCACAGCUCCAAGUUUCAGCAUCAAAGAGGAGCCUGCUGAAUCCAACAUAUCGACAGCAGCUCCAGCCACCUCCUCAGCCGCAGCCUCCACCUCUACUCUGCUGGACGUCGAGGGUCUGCUGGGUCUUCCCCCUAGCCUCCUCCAGAUCACGGAGGACCAGCUUCCUUGCACCUCCUUCACGCCAGACCCAAACACCCCCUUUGUCAGUUUCUCUCCACCUUUAGACCACGACGAUUAUCUCUGGAGCCUGGAGGAUGGCGAGGGUGUGUCAGAUUUCUUUGACACGUAUGAUCUUGGAGAACUGUUGAAGAGCUGAGAUGUAAGUGAAGGAAGGGGGGAAGGAAAUUUGGGGAGAUUUGGGGGAAAUAUUUAAUUGAAUGCCUUCGCGAGGUAGGAAAUAUUACACUAUGAAGCCAUCACUCUUUGUUUUUAACCAUACCUGGUUUAAUGUUAGUAAUUUCAAAGGAGUUCCCCUUUGUUAUUUUUAUAUAAGUAAAAUAAUUUGUACAUAAUUUUGUAAAAAUGACCAUUAGAAAACUGUUCAAAAAGCAGGAAUUGUGUCAUAUUUUCAAAUUUUGCUAAAAGAUAAAAAAAAAAAAAUUAACUCAUACAAACACAUGGGUUAUUAUGCAUAUCACAUCCCCAUUAACAAAAUGAAAGUUAUGCGUUUAGUUAUCAGGCGGUGUUUACAGUGUGACAACUCAGGAAUUUUUUCUUCCUCGUCUCCAAAGUCUAAAUGUUUAGUGCCACUCUUUGGCCCGUAGGGGGCAGCCUUGUAUUAUGUCAGCUUUAACUGCCAUGCAGCUUUACAUGACUCAAUCACCGGAUGAGAGUAAGCUAAAGCCACCAAAACCAAACACAGGGUGUGUUUUUAGGAGUCUGUCUACUUUCAACACUGAUAAAUUAAGCUGUGAAUGAUACCAGUCCUCGUAGAUCCUCCACAUCUACCUUUUGAACACACAGUAUCGUGUGAAAUCUCAUUUUUACAGUGCUCAUGUUGCUUCUGUCUGAUCAGGUUUCUGUCACCUGCCUUAAGCUUUAUAUAAUGUCAGGCCUUGUACCUGUUUGGUGCUGCGUUGUGUGCCAAAAUGUGACAGGCAGCUUGUGACACCCAAAGGUGGAACCAUAUCCAGAGUUAAAGGCUGAUAAUGGGUACUCUGUUAACACUUACACUCACUGUUGUUGGUUUGGCAGCUUUAUUUCAAAUCCAGGUGCUCCUCUAUUGAUAAGAGUUUGCUGAUUUUAAUAGUUUUUUUAUGUAGUAGUAUAAAACUACUAUUGUAUUUCUGAGGAAAUUACCCCAGAUAAAUGAAAUGCAACAUCUGUGUUGCAGGUGUGUUGGAAGCAAGGGGUUAAUUGAUGUAAUUAAGGUUUAAUUAGAGUAGCGAUUUGCUUUUCCUCUUGUUCAGAAAUGUUGAUUUAGGAGCUCAGAAAAAAGGAAUUUAUAUCCUUACUGUUCAAAUUUAAAGGCUAUGAAUGCUUUCCCACAUGUGGUGGUGCAGCUCGUUUAAAUGUCAAAGUCAUGUAGUUGUUUUUUCCUUCAAUGCGUUCCAGACAUUUGGAAAUUUGAAUUUCGUGCUGAUGUAUUUUUGGCUUUCCCUCUACACUGCAGAGAUAAGCUAACUGUCCUGUCCUAACAAAACUUGAAAAUGUGUGUUUGUGUGUGUAUUUGACAGCUUGGGAAAUGGGUUCCAUUGUGUGUUUGAGUGUGAGUUUUUACAGUGUAGGUUAGAGGAUGUGAAUUCAACAUUUGUAGGUUUUUUUUUAAUGAGCAUUAUUUUUCUGGUAUUUGUACAUAAUGAUUUU
Plectropomus leopardus (leopard coralgrouper) is the source of this 3318-nucleotide messenger RNA. It is a transcript of the gene e2f2, whose product is annotated as E2F transcription factor 2. Lineage: Eukaryota; Metazoa; Chordata; Actinopteri; Perciformes; Serranidae. Gene Ontology annotation, molecular function: RNA polymerase II cis-regulatory region sequence-specific DNA binding; protein dimerization activity; DNA-binding transcription factor activity, RNA polymerase II-specific. The record is from RefSeq and is a predicted model, not a curated record. Gene Ontology annotation, biological process: regulation of transcription by RNA polymerase II. Gene Ontology annotation, cellular component: RNA polymerase II transcription regulator complex.